AUGGAAUCGGACUCAGAUAGCAGCGGUCUAUCAUCCGCGCCAGAAGAUGAGGUCAAGAAACUCGCGCCGAUUUUUCUGAAAGCAAAGAAGGCUACCAAGUUGGUCGCUCCUCCACCAAAGGCCUCGCCUCCUCGGCCUAAGAGAGAACCAUCACCACCACAUGAAGAAGUCCUCGCGGAUAACCCAGACAUUGCAUUUAUCGUUAUGUUCCGAUCGCGCUUCAACGAAUGCUUCCCUGGCAAGUGCCCACAAUUUGGACCGCAAGAUAUCGAGAGAGGAGUUGUGGACAGCAUACCCAGUCCAGAAGUGCAGCAACUGUUGUGCGCCUUGCUGGGAUUGGUUCUGAAUAGAAAGAAGCCAGUUGAGCGAACCUCUUAUGGACGCGCGCUUGAAGAAGCAGUCCUCUCGCACAAGGCACAAUGGCCAUACAAGUGGGCCGGCCAGAACCCGCUGCAUGGCGGCAAGGACUUCAACAAUAUGAAUCCGGCGGAGAGGCUCAAUCUGCUCCGUACGCUCGUGAUCUGGGCACUCGGCUCCUCCGAGCUUGUAUCCGGGAUGAUUAGAGACAAGUACAAGCAGCAACGACAUCACGACGACGAGAACCAGCCCUUAUCGGUCCAGCCAUGGGGCCAAGACGGCGAUAAGAGACGGUAUUUCUUGAUCCAAGGACUCGACGAUACUGGUUUCAGAGUAUACAGGGAGGGCAGUCGCCAUACCAAGAACGCGCAUUGGUACAACCAGGCAGGCACCAUUGAAGAGGCGAAGGCAUUGGCAGAGAAGCUUGAAAAGGUGGAUGGUAGUCAGGCAGCGAGGAGACUGAGUAUACGCAUCACCAAUGCCAUCCCCAUGUUUGAGGCGACACAGGAGAAGAGACAGCGUCGCGAAUACCGCCAACAGCGUCGUGCAGCUUUCUCACGACCCGAGCCUGGCUUUGGCAUCUACGAAGGACGCACUCGUGGCAAGCGCAUGCGAUAUACCUACGACGAUAACGAGGACGGAGAAGACUCGGAUGCCACAUCUACUAGGAGGUCGACACGCGGCCAGAGCAACCGCAGCACACCUUUCGAAGCUGGACCCAGCUUCACAGCAUCUGGCCGGCAGAUCAAGCAGCCUCGUCAAGGUGCUUACGGAGAGAGCCUUCUCAGCACCAAUGUCAUGACUACAGAU
Molecule: messenger RNA, 1167 nt
Organism: Pseudocercospora fijiensis CIRAD86
Lineage: Eukaryota; Fungi; Ascomycota; Dothideomycetes; Mycosphaerellales; Mycosphaerellaceae
Exons: 4
Source: RefSeq, a predicted model, not a curated record